CUCUCUCUCUCUAUCUCUCUUACAACACAGUACUAUCUCUACCUCUCUCUCUCUCUCUCUCUCCCCGACCUUUUGUACAGAAAUAUUUUUGCACUUAAAUGUAGUGCUGCUAUCAAUAAUCAUAAAUUGUGAUUUGGGAAACACCCAAAUCUUUAAGAGUGAUCCGUAACAGAAUUGCACUGGGAAAAAAGACCAAGUUCUUGGCUUUCCCCAUAGGGUUUUAUUUGCAUUUAAAACCCGUUUGAAAUUGGAUAGAGGAAAUUGUGGAGAAGAUGUGGGAUGAUAAGAAACCUCACUUUCUUGUGGGCUUCAAUCCUUCUUCCAGUUCUGAAGCACUGAAACUUCCAUUUAAAUUCAAAAAGCACAUUGAUGGAACAACACCAGGAACAGCAUUCUUAUUGGGUCCUAGUGGGAAUACCUGGUAUGCUAACUUAACCCAGCAAAACGAUGAUUUAUUCCUCCAAGAUGGAUGGGUAGCAUUUGUUAGGGAUCACUCCUUGGAAUCUGGUGACUCUUUGGUAUUCAGAUAUGAUGGCAAUUUGCACUUCACUGUGCAAGUUUUUGACAAAAGUUCAUGUGAGAAAGAAAGCACCUUCAGUUGUGAAUGCAGUCAAUCUCCAAGCAACUAUAAUUGCCGUUUAAUGAAGAAAAGAGACAGAGAGAAUUCAGCUUUAUUAGAUUGCAUUAUUGAAGGGAUUCCAAAGAGAGUGAGGACAUCUCAAGUUAAUACUCAAUGCAUAUCCACAAUUCAGGAACUUAAUAGAGAUUUAACUGAUAAGAACGAAUGCGCAGAAGAAGAGGCCGGUUACUUUAGUGAAAGGUGUCAAGAGCCAAACUUUCUCAAUCAAAUAGAGAAUGGUAGCUGCACUUUAAAGAACUCUGUCACCAUUGCUGUGCCAUCUGUAAGAAAUUCAGAAGCAACAACAGGUGAGAGGACAGGCAAGGAAGAUUUGCUGUUGUCAGCACCAGAAGCUGAGAGAGUGGCCCGAGCAUUUACUUCAUCUUUACCUUGUUUCAUGAAAGUCAUGAAAAGAUUCAAUAUAAGUGGUUCAUAUACUCUGAAUGUUCCAUAUCAGUUUGCCAUGGCACACCUUCCCAAAUGCAAAGUCAAGAUUGUGCUUCACAAUCUAAAAGGAGAGAGUUGGACUAUUAAUUCGAUCCCCACGACAAGAGUGCAAACAUCACAUACUUUCUGUGGAGGGUGGUUGGGCUUUGUUCGUGAUAACAAUAUAAAUGAGGGAGACAUAUGUAUCUUUGAACUUGUGCACAAGUGUGAGCUGCGAGUACACAUCGUACGGGUCAGAAGGGAGGGUGUCAAUGAUCGUAGUGAGAAUGAAGCUCAUAAAAUGAUGGUUAAUAGCUCUUUUGCCAUGCCAUUGAAAAUUUCGAGACGCAAGACAAUGAAAAUUAGUACAAAGCCUUGUAAUCUAUCUUUACAGCAGUUAAAAAAAUUUGAUAAGAAGGGACAUGAUCCAAUCAAAGUGAAAUGUGGCAAUGAGUCCAUAAGUGGCGAAUUAGUUUAUUCUGUUGAAAGUUUAACAGUGAUCUAUGAAACGAGCUCACAAGGCAGAUCGAGUUCUCAUACAAAGGGUUGCAUAUCAAUGAAGUCUGCACCUGAAGAAAAAUUAGCAGCAGAAUCAUUUCUUUCCAGUUUUCCUCAUUUUGUCAGAGUAAUGAAAAAGUUCAACGUCAGUGGAUCAUACACUCUGAAAAUCCCAUAUCAGUUCUCAAUGCAACACCUACCAAGCUGCAGAACCGAGGUAAUUUUACGUAAUUUGAAAGGCAAAUGCUGGACUGUAAAUUCUAUCCCAACUAUUAAGGUGCAAACUUUGCAUACUUUCUGUGGUGGUUGGAUGGCCUUUGUUCGUGAUAAUGACAUUCAAAUGGGAGAUAUCUGUAUCUUUGAGCUAAUAGGCAAGAAUGAAUUGCGUGUGCACAUAUCUGGAGUUGGUCAACAGGGGUCCGACUAUCAAAGUGGCAGAGUAGGGUCAAAUGCUGUUGUUCCUUGACAAGUAACCGUUUGCUGGUUCAAGGAAUGAGAAAGUUUUUCCUCUAGUAUUCUGGCUAAGGACCCGGUUCACGUUGAGAAGGCAAUAUUUGCCAAUUUUCAUGCUGACUGCUCAGUGAGAUAGCAGGAGUUUCUGUGCAUAAUUUUUGUUUUAGUAGCUGAGGGAAAUAUGCUGGAACCUCAAUCUGGUUUUACAUGCACCUGUAUCCUUUUGGGUUUUUCUUGUCCAUGUACCCCAGGAAUUUGCGCACUAUGAUUGAUUCUUGUAUCAGGCUCAAGAAAUUGCUCCUCACGUGUGGAUAUUCUGUUGCUGCUGUAAAUUGUAGAUAUCCUGCAAUCUGCUUAAAUUGCUGAUAAAUCUUGUUGUGAGAUCAGAAAAUGUAGAUGCAUUGUAAUAAGACGUUUAUGCAGAUGAGACGUUGCUUUAUGGUCUAAUUGGAAGUGCUAGUCCCAGAACAUUGUUAUGCACUGGCAUUCCGGGAUGCUAAUAGAAUCAGAGUGGCAAAAACUAAUGUUUUCAUGGAAGGUGGAUGUGCCCUCUAUCUUUGUGUUUUGACUGAAAAUGCAGUUUCUUCUAUCAGCAGUGUAGUUAAUUCUGUUAAACUUUCUUGGUCAUAUAAGCAACACUAGUUUGGUGAUGACUUGUGCUCCUGACACGAUGUUUUUGUAUAUAGAACACGAGAAGAAUUC
This is a messenger RNA of Coffea arabica (coffee), 2698 nucleotides long. RefSeq names its product B3 domain-containing protein Os01g0723500. Lineage: Eukaryota; Viridiplantae; Streptophyta; Magnoliopsida; Gentianales; Rubiaceae. The record is from RefSeq and is a predicted model, not a curated record. Gene Ontology annotation, molecular function: DNA binding.